UGCGCAGUCCCAGUCCCGGGCCGCCGCGGUAACCCCUGGCCUCCGCUGCCGCCGCCGCCGCCGCCGCCUCGGGCGACUGGGUACCUUAACCCCUCUCCCUUGCCGUCUUUUCCGGCAGUUGGUGCUCUUCCUGUUGUCGUCUCCCGCAGACUCCUUGGCCGUUAUUCAGAGUCUCGCGCGUCUCUUCCCCUCGUCUGGCCAAAGGGCUGCUGUCGCGGGGGCUACGCCUCAAGCUGGUCGGGACCCCUGGCCCGGCGGGCGUCUUCCCAGCCCUGCCUCCUCCUCGGGGCUCUGUAGCCAUGGCAAUGACAGGCUCCACACCGUGCUCCUCCAUGAGUAAUCACACCAAGGAAAGAGUGACAAUGACCAAAGUAACACUGGAGAAUUUUUAUAGCAACCUUAUCGCUCAACAUGAAGAGCGAGAAAUGAGACAAAAGAAGUUAGAAAAAGUGAUGGAAGAAGAAGGCCUAAAAGAUGAAGAGAAACGACUCAGGAGAUCAGCUCAUGCUCGGAAGGAAACAGAAUUUCUCCGUUUGAAAAGAACAAGACUUGGACUGGAAGAUUUUGAGUCCUUAAAAGUGAUAGGCAGAGGUGCAUUUGGUGAGGUGCGGCUUGUUCAGAAGAAAGAUACAGGGCAUGUAUAUGCAAUGAAAAUCCUCCGCAAAGCAGACAUGCUUGAAAAGGAGCAGGUUGGCCACAUUCGUGCGGAGCGUGACAUUCUAGUGGAGGCAGACAGUUUGUGGGUUGUGAAAAUGUUCUAUAGUUUUCAGGAUAAGCUAAACCUCUACCUAAUCAUGGAGUUCCUGCCUGGAGGGGACAUGAUGACCCUGUUGAUGAAAAAAGACACUCUGACGGAAGAAGAGACUCAGUUUUACAUAGCAGAGACAGUGUUAGCCAUAGACUCUAUUCACCAGCUCGGAUUCAUCCACAGAGACAUCAAACCAGACAACCUUCUGCUGGACAGCAAGGGCCAUGUGAAACUUUCUGACUUUGGCCUUUGCACAGGACUGAAGAAAGCACACAGGACAGAGUUCUAUCGGAAUCUGAACCACAGCCUGCCCAGUGAUUUCACUUUCCAAAACAUGAAUUCCAAAAGGAAAGCAGAAACCUGGAAAAGAAACAGACGUCAGCUAGCCUUCUCCACAGUAGGCACUCCUGACUACAUUGCUCCCGAGGUGUUCAUGCAGACCGGGUACAACAAGCUCUGUGAUUGGUGGUCGCUUGGGGUGAUCAUGUAUGAGAUGCUCAUCGGCUACCCACCUUUCUGUUCUGAGACCCCUCAAGAGACAUACAAGAAGGUGAUGAACUGGAAAGAAACUCUGACUUUCCCUCCGGAAGUUCCCAUCUCCGAGAGAGCCAAGGAUCUCAUUCUGAGAUUCUGCUGUGAAUGGGAACAUAGAAUUGGAGCCCCUGGAGUUGAGGAAAUCAAAAAUAAUUCUUUUUUUGAAGGUGUUGACUGGGAACAUAUCAGAGAGAGACCUGCGGUGAUAUCUAUUGAAAUCAAAAGCAUUGAUGAUACUUCAAACUUCGAUGAGUUCCCCGAAUCUGAUAUUCUUAAGCCAACAGUGGCCACAGGCAACCACCCUGAGACCGACUACAAGAACAAAGACUGGGUCUUCAUCAAUUACACAUACAAGCGCUUUGAGGGCCUGACUGCAAGGGGGGCAAUACCUUCCUACAUGAAGGCAGCGAAAUAGGACCCUUGUCGUGGGUUCCAAUGGAGCAAGGUCUUUGUGCGACAUGGUUUUCCUCCACACUCUCUAGAGAGCUGCUGAGAAAUUCAUGGCACCCAUCACUGUGUCACAGUAAUCUCCUAAAGCGUGGUAGUCAGUGGAUUUUCUUCCAUCAUGUGUCUGAAACUGCUAGAACAGUGACAGCCAUUUCUACUACAUCAGCCAUAAACAGCUAUCUCGCUUCUUUAGGAGCAUUGGGAGCCAAUUUAACAGGUAUUUUUAAAAAAUAAUUUGAAUUUCCCUACGUUCAUCAGAAUGAAGGGGGAAACAGCCAUCUUCCAAACUUCCUGGCUUGUAAUGUGUCCUCACCGAGUAUCAGCCAAUCCCAGGAGAGUCAUUGCAAUCUGCCAAGCCCACCAAGUAUUUCUUUUUCUGUCUGGCUUGAGGUUCCACCGUGCUAAGGCAGCAAAGCACCUCAGCAGCCAGCGCGGUGGCUGACGGAGUUCUCACCGUCCCUGGGGGCGGGGACAGUAGUGUCUCCCUGUACCUGGGCUCGAACGAGCGAGCGAGUGGCUGCUCACAGCCUCCACCCGUGGUGCACUUUAUUUACCGUACUAAGGUACAAACCCUCGGUCCGCUGCUCAACUCGUCCUUUCCACCCAGCGGAAAACCUCGCACUGCCCUCGAGUGCUGAUGGGGGACACGGCUUCUCACAGGCCUGGAAAGCCACUGGCGCUGCCGAGGAGUCUGUGUCACGUGCCAGCCUCCCUGCUCACAGCUGUCAGCAAAUGCCCAGACGCUGUCGGGACCUGCAGUGCCUGCCAGUGCUGCCCGCAGAACUCAGCCGGUUCCUGGGAACAGGGAAGCUGGCUGCCUCUUGGCUAAGGUGCUGCCCCUCCAGGGUCCCCAGGGCCUCCUGGGACCUGCACAGCCAGCAGACAGGUCCCUAUAAAGUCACUUCUGGGUCCCUGGUCGGCUGUUUUUAUCUCUCCUCUUGGUAUUUUUCCUCUCCCAACUCUUGAGUAGCCAUUUUGCCUUGGAAUCAUGAUUACGGAUUUUUCCUUUGCAAAUGCCUUCCUGGGGGAGCUCCCCCAGGCCUAAGGGUUGCCUGCAGCUUGUGCUGACCAGGCCUUUCCACAACAGUGGUCUCUCGAGACCCUCUAAAUUUUAGCACAAGUGCCUUCUCUGCCACAGCUGCCACCACCUUUAGGGACGACUUCUACUGCGUCAGAAAAAAGAGGUCCCAUACUGACGCAGUAUUAGUUUUUGGUUUUAAGUUUUGAAAGCUCCUAAGGCAUUGUUUGCACCUGUGUGGUAACUGCCUGUUGCAGGGUAUCACGGGAGGCUGCUUCCUGUUAGUCUUGAUGUGAGGUCAGCUUUGAAGGGAACUUAAGCCCUUCAGAAAAUGUUACCAGUUGCAGUUUAAGUGAAACUGCUUUGGGUUUUAGUAUCUUAGACAAAGUGAAAAGAAUAUUGGGCGAGUCUGGACUGGCUAAAUGCAAUGUGUUUGCCCUUAAUCUUUCACAUAGCUGAUUAGUGAGAAGGAAGUAAAUGAGCGAUUUGUGUAACUUCACAGUCUUUGUAUUACCAAAUAGUGGGGUCCUGACCCCGGUGUUUCCCAAAUGUGUGGUAAGCGACUAGAGAGGUAACGGGAUAGUGUAGUGAUUAGGGACUGCUGGGAGCGGCAGGGGAAAGAGCCCACAUUUUAACUUGUAAACUUCUAAAUAAACUGUGUGAAAACAGCAGUGGAAA
Molecule: messenger RNA, 3425 nt
Organism: Cavia porcellus (domestic guinea pig)
Lineage: Eukaryota; Metazoa; Chordata; Mammalia; Rodentia; Caviidae
Gene: Stk38
Product: serine/threonine kinase 38
Exons: 14
Coding region: 300-1697 (465 amino acids)
Biological process (GO): peptidyl-serine phosphorylation; intracellular signal transduction
Molecular function (GO): ATP binding; protein serine/threonine kinase activity
Source: RefSeq, a predicted model, not a curated record